Molecule: messenger RNA, 339 nt
Organism: Octopus sinensis (East Asian common octopus)
Lineage: Eukaryota; Metazoa; Mollusca; Cephalopoda; Octopoda; Octopodidae
Product: ribosomal biogenesis protein LAS1L-like
Exons: 1
Coding region: 1-339 (112 amino acids)
Biological process (GO): maturation of 5.8S rRNA; maturation of LSU-rRNA
Cellular component (GO): Las1 complex; preribosome, large subunit precursor
Molecular function (GO): endonuclease activity
Source: RefSeq, a predicted model, not a curated record
AUGAACGACAAACUGCCCGUAGCCAUCGACUCGACAAUAAAUCUCCUCACCGUCGUGCAAAAUCGUCCACAGCAAGCAAACCUAAUGCACCAACUCGCCUACGGAACGGCCAUAGUCCGAUUCGUCAAUUUAAUGAGUGAACGACUCAAAGGAAAACUCAGCUCGUCACUCGUGGAACGCUGUAGAAAACUGCACAUUCCCGAUUGGGUCGUCCAAAUCAGACACGACGUGACUCACGGGAUGCUUCCAUCCUUCGACGUCAUCCUCAUUGGAGUGGACGAGAGUCUUGGAUGGCUCAGAGUAGUUAUAAAAACUUUGGAAAUGUUUAAUUUCCUUUAA